Penicillium malachiteum is the source of this 1779-nucleotide messenger RNA. Its product is annotated as OSTA/TMEM184 family protein. The coding region runs from base 1 to 1779 and encodes 592 amino acids. Gene Ontology annotation, molecular function: transporter activity. The record is from RefSeq and is a predicted model, not a curated record. Gene Ontology annotation, biological process: transport. The transcript has 8 exons. NCBI's taxonomy places the organism in Eukaryota, Fungi, Ascomycota, Eurotiomycetes, Eurotiales, Aspergillaceae.
AUGGCUGUUGUGAAGACCGUCCCCGGCGGAGGAACAGGCUCCAGCCUAGCUCGCGCGAUCAUUAUUGUGACUGGUGUCUCAGCUUUAGUGGCAUCGCUACUAUCUGUGAUAUCGAUAUGGUUCCAAAUCAAAAACUACCGAAAGCCCCUACUGCAGAGAUACGUUGUCCGCAUUCUCUUGAUGGUGCCAAUAUUUGCUGCAGCAUCAUGGACAAGCAUCGUAUCGCUCACUGCAGCUCAAUUCCUCGAUCCAAUCCGCGAUAUUUAUGAGGCGUUCACUAUCUACACCUUUUUUCAGCUCCUGAUCAAUUUCCUUGGGGGUGAACGAGCACUCAUUAUUAUGGCCCAUGGCCGACCACCGGUAUCGCAUGCUUGGCCUCUCAACCAUUUCCUCCCGAAGGUGGAUAUAUCCGACCCUCAUACAUUCCUGGCUGUCAAGCGUGGCAUUCUCCAAUAUGCCUGGCUGAAGCCCAUCUUGGCCCUCGCUUCCAUUGUGAUGAAAGCAACCGAUACAUACCAUGAAGGUUAUCUGGAUAUCGGAUCAGGCUAUCUGUGGACUGGCAUUAUAUACAAUGUUAGCGUGACUCUUAGCCUGUAUUCCCUGGCGAUGUUCUGGGUUUGUCUGCACGACGACCUUUUGCCAUUCCGCCCAGUUCCCAAAUUUCUCUGUGUCAAACUGAUCAUUUUUGCCUCGUAUUGGCAAGGAUUCUUCUUAUCCAUCUUGCAGUGGCUGGGUGCACUAGGCAAUGGUGUUGCAGGCUAUACCCCGGACAACCUUGCAGCUGCGAUCCAAGACAGUCUCCUCUGUUUUGAGAUGCCUUUCUUUGCAGUUGCACAUUGGUAUGCCUUCUCCUGGCAUGAUUAUGCUGACCCCACCGUUUCUGCUGCACGAAUGCCGGUGAAGUAUGCACUUCGAGACGCAUUCGGAAUUAGGGAUCUGGUCGAGGAUACAAAGAUUACCUUCCGCGGGGACAAUUAUGACUAUCGAAUUUUUGACUCGGGCGACAAUAUUAUUGCUCAUGCAGAGUCUGAAUCGCGAGUCAAGCGAGUCAUGGAGGGGAUGCGGUAUGAGCGAGGAGGGAAGGCCAAGUACUGGAUUCCCAAACCUGGCGAGGCCAGCAAGCCCGGGGAUGCUGAUAGUCGCACUCCACUUCUCGCCGGUGGAGAAUCUAGUAUACGCGGUCGCAGUGAACGAGGCAGUCGUAGUUCCGCAGAUCGAUUUCGAUCCUAUAGUGAGAUUGAAGUCACCCUAGACGAGGAAGAUGAGCAUCUUUUCACCAAUGCGCGGGCGCUAGAGUUUGGGGACUGGAAUUAUCCGGUCAUCACCGCCAACGAAAUCCCCCCGAGACCAGCGACUACCAAUAACAAGGGGCUACCAAGAAUCCCGUUCCUCGCACUCUGGGGGCCAUACGAAAAAGUCCCGCACUCACCGGAAAAGUCGAGGGUCGGGUCUAGCAAGAGCUCCAAUGGACCAGGUCCCUUGCAGCGCAACGCCAGCUCCACGAGCUCCCACCAGUCACAUCGCAGCCAGCUUGUUGACCUCGUAGUGGAGAACCAAGAAGCAGAGGAGGAAGAACGACUUCAGGCCCAACGUGAAACAGGGUCUGCUUGGGCUGGAGCUGAUGCUCGACGCUUCUCAAGACCAACUGGACAACCAAUUGAUGAAGAAACCGAACCCGAAGCCCCAGCUCCAGCCCCCAACUCCAACAAACCGGUCCAUGAUCAAACUGCCACGCGAUGGUACAGUGCGUUGGAGGAUGACAAUGUGUGGGGCAAAUAA